Messenger RNA from Amaranthus tricolor (Joseph's coat), 859 nucleotides. RefSeq names its product protein DMP4-like. The record is from RefSeq and is a predicted model, not a curated record. The transcript has a single exon. Gene Ontology annotation, biological process: endomembrane system organization. Bases 2 to 628 code for a protein of 208 amino acids. Lineage: Eukaryota; Viridiplantae; Streptophyta; Magnoliopsida; Caryophyllales; Amaranthaceae.
CAUGGCAUCAAACAAUGAUCCAUUACUCGUAGAAGAAGAACAACAACAACGACAAGAAGAAGAAGAAGAAGAAGCAGUAAUAACCCGAAACCCAACCCACAAAGUUAUAAGCCAAACAUUACGAGGAACCACAAACUUAGCCAACUUACUACCAACCGGAACAUUCCUAAUCUUCCAACUUCUAUCACCUGCAUUAACAAACCAAGGAGACUGCAUAGAAAUAAACAAAGUCAUGACAAUUAUCCUCCUUGUAGUCCUUGCAAUAUCAUCUUUUGUUCUGAAUUUCACAGAUAGUUAUAGGGACAGACGUGGUAACAUUUUGUACGGGAUCCCUACAUUGACCGGUUUAUGGGUCGUUGAUGGGACGGUAAACUUACCACAGAGGGUGGCUCUCGAGUAUCGUAUAAAGGGUCGAGAUUUUGUUCAUGGGCUUACAUCGUUGCUUGUUUUCACAUCGAUUACGCUCACUGAACAUAAUACAGUUCGAUGCUUUUUCCCGUCUCCUUCGAGAAAUUUACGUCAGAUUCUGAAUGUACUUCCUCUGUUGAUUGGGAUGACUGCUAGUUUCUUGUUUGUGUUUUUCCCUACUCAACGACAUGGAAUUGGCCACACUUUAAGACACCACUGACAAAGAAUAUAAAAACCUAACUAAUUAAGCUUGUCUUAAUUAGUUUGUAUGUUAUAUAUUAUAUUCCAAAAGUUAAUUUGUUUGUGUAAAAUAUCUAUUAUUGUUUUUGAUUUGAUAAUAAUGGGAUCGAAAGCAAGCGUAAUAUUUGCACUUCAACCCCAACGUAAAAAGUUCCAUUAAACCUUGGAAAAAAAUUCCGUAUCUUUGAUUUUUGUCAAAACUUUUGUUUAA